Messenger RNA from Pocillopora verrucosa, 1035 nucleotides. Its product is annotated as proteasome subunit beta type-1. Gene Ontology annotation, cellular component: proteasome core complex. The record is from RefSeq and is a predicted model, not a curated record. NCBI's taxonomy places the organism in Eukaryota, Metazoa, Cnidaria, Anthozoa, Scleractinia, Pocilloporidae.
UGGCACAAAAACUGAGACUGAGUGAUUGCGUUUUGUGAGGAAAAUUAUAACUAUAAAAAAAGAAAAUUUCCCUCCUCCGUUUUCAGAGACUGGAAAAAUGAAUACAGAAAGACCUGUGCAACAAUAUUUUAGCCCUUACGCUUUUAACGGAGGGACUGUACUUGCCAUUGCUGGAGAGGAUUUUUCUGUCAUUGCAUCAGACACAAGGUUAAGUCAGGGCUUUUCCAUCCACACCAGGGAUAGUCCAAAGACUUACAAACUUACCAAUUCCACAGUUCUUGGCUGUGCUGGAUUUCAUGGUGAUUGCCUUACACUGACCAAACUCAUUACAGCAAGACUUCAGAUGUAUGAACAUGAGCAUGGAAGCAAAAUGAGUUGUCCAGCCAUUGCUCAGAUGUUAUCAACUGUUUUGUACUACAGACGCUUUUUUCCAUAUUACACUUACAAUAUUCUGGCAGGAUUGGACAAUGAAGGUAAAGGUUGUGUUUUCAGUUUUGAUCCAGUGGGUUCCUAUGAAAGAGAAAGUUACAGAGCUGGAGGUUCUGCUUCAGCUCUUCUACAGCCAUUACUUGACAAUCAGAUUGGUUUCAAAAACCAGCAAGGAGUAACUGAAGCUCCAUUGAGCAAAGAUAAAGCAGUUUUUCUGGUAAAGGAUGUAUUUACUGCUGCUGCUGAGAGAGAUAUCUACACUGGAGAUGCAGUAAUUAUCAGUGUUAUCACUAAAGAUGGCGUAACACAAGAAGCCUUUCCACUGAGAAGAGAUUAAUGAUUGUUGUAGUACACAUUUUUUUGUGCGAGUCAGCUUGUGUCUAAAAGUGUACUGUAGAUAUGAGCUUUUUAUCUUUUCGGCUCUCUAUAUUACACUUGAUUCAGUGCACUGGUAGAUGCGCUUGUUGUGUGCUCUUAAAUGCUAAAAGAAAAACAUGGUAUGAUCUCACUAUGUCCUAGGAAUAGCUCGUUACUUAUGGCAGACAAGGCUCAACCGUCUCCUCUGUGUAAAACUGGUGGACAAUAAAAUCACAACUUUUCUGCAAA